This is a messenger RNA of Rhagoletis pomonella (apple maggot), 757 nucleotides long. Its product is annotated as magnesium transporter NIPA2-like. The annotation marks the transcript as partial. The transcript has a single exon. The record is from RefSeq and is a predicted model, not a curated record. Gene Ontology annotation, molecular function: magnesium ion transmembrane transporter activity. Gene Ontology annotation, cellular component: membrane. Lineage: Eukaryota; Metazoa; Arthropoda; Insecta; Diptera; Tephritidae. Gene Ontology annotation, biological process: magnesium ion transport.
UGGCUCUUGGUGAAGGCGCCAACUUCGCAGCAUACGCUUUUGCUCCAGCAUCUCUUGUUACUCCACUCGGUGCCCUGAGCGUAAUCAUAUCCGCGGUGAUGGCAUCAAAUUAUUUAAAUGAAAAACUCAAUCUUCUGGGAAAAAUCGGUUGCGUACUUUGCAUUCUAGGCUCAACUAUCAUCGUUAUACAUUCACCAAAAGAGAAAGAGGUUGAAAAUUUAGAGAUUUUAUUUGAAAAAUUGCAAGAUCCAGGAUUCAUUUUCUAUGUGCUUUGCAUACUUGGCUCAACAGUGUACGUAGCACUAUUUAUUGCAGCGAGAUAUGGUCAUUCUAAUGUUGCGGUAUAUAUUUACUUGUGCUCCGGCAUUGGCUCACUGACUAUGAUGUCAUGCAAAGCGCUGGGAUUGGCCAUACGCGAUACCAUAAAUGGUACUGGAAACGAUUUUGCCAUUUGGAUGCCAUGGUUUCUGAUUUGCGUUACUGUUACUUUCAUUGCUAUACAAAUGAAUUAUUUAAACAAAGCGCUGGAUGUAUUCAAUACAGGAAUUGUAACGCCCGUAUAUUAUGUAAUGUUUACAUCUCUUGUCAUAACAGCCUCUGCAAUACUUUUCAAGGAAUUUACACACAUGCGUUUCGAAGAUAUCUUGGGAGAUAUUUGUGGAUUCUUUGUGGUAAUCUUAGCUGUAUUCAUGUUGAAUGCUUUCAAAGAUUUGGACAUCACAUUGAAUGAUGUACGUAGCAUUGUGGAAGAAUACAA